Molecule: messenger RNA, 4630 nt
Organism: Pipistrellus kuhlii (Kuhl's pipistrelle)
Lineage: Eukaryota; Metazoa; Chordata; Mammalia; Chiroptera; Vespertilionidae
Gene: AGTPBP1
Product: ATP/GTP binding carboxypeptidase 1
Exons: 27
Coding region: 377-4057 (1226 amino acids)
Biological process (GO): C-terminal protein deglutamylation; proteolysis; protein side chain deglutamylation
Molecular function (GO): metallocarboxypeptidase activity; zinc ion binding
Source: RefSeq, a predicted model, not a curated record
AGCGUGCGGUGGGCGGGGCGCCGCGCUGACGUUGCCCGGGAUGCGGGAAGGUUCCCCCGCUGCCGCUGCCGCCGCCGCCUCUGCCUCGCCUGCCAGCCGGGUGUCUAUGAAAACACCCGGUGGCGGGCGGCGAGGGACCCGCCGUGCGUCCAGCGAGCAGCCGCCGGCCCUGCCUGCGCCGAGCCAGCCCGGGGGUGCGGCUCUGCCCCCUCGCUGCCAGCUGCCCCUCCUCAGCCCGCGGACCCAGGAUAGAGCCUGCAACCAAGUUACAUGCUCUCGACUGGAAUUGAACUUGUGACCCUUCAGUUGACCAGUUGCCGCGCUAACCAUCAAGCCAGACCAGAUUACCUGCAAUGGUGAAAUGAAGUAACUCAAGAUGAGCAAGUUAAAAGUGGCAUCAGAUAAAAGCCUUACCAAUAACUCUCGGGUUGUCGGACUCCUCGCUCAGCUGGAGAAGAUCAGUACUGAGCCUACAGAAUCAGAUACUGCCAGAUAUGUUACGUCAAAAAUUCUUCAUCUGGCUCAAAGUCAAGAAAAAAUAAGGAGAGAAAUGACAGCCAAAGGUUCUACAGGAAUGGAAGUUCUGCUCUCAACAUUAGAGAGCACGAAAGAUCUUCAGACUACACUUAAUAUCUUGAGCAUUCUUGUUGAGCUGGUGUCAGCUGGUGGAGGUCGAAGAGCUAGUUUUUUAGUUGCCAAAGGUGGUUCACAAAUAUUGUUACAGUUACUUAUGAAUGCCAGCAAAGAAUCUUCCCCAAAUGAGGAGUUAAUGGUGCAGAUUCAUUCUAUUCUUGCAAAGAUUGGACCGAAAGACAAAAAAUUUGGAGUGAAAGCUAGAAUUAAUGGAGCUCUGAAUAUAACCCUGAACUUGGUCAAACAGAAUUUGCAGAAUCAUCACCUGGUUUUGCCUUGUCUUCAGCUUUUACGAGUAUAUUCUGCAAACUCUGUGAAUUCAGUAUCCUUAGGGAAAAAUGGAGUUGUGGAACUGAUGUUUAAAAUCAUCGGACCAUUUAGUAAGAAGAAUUUGAGUCUUAUGAAGGUUGCUUUAGACACUCUUGCUGCAUUGCUAAAAUCAAAAACAAAUGCCAGGAGAGCUGUAGACAGAGGAUGUGUCCAAGUCCUUUUAACAAUUUAUGUAGAUUGGCAUCGCCAUGACAAUCGGCAUAGAAACAUGCUCAUUCGGAAAGGAAUUUUACAGAGUUUAAAAAGUAUUACAAAUAUCAAGUUGGGAAGAAAAGCAUUUAUUGAUGCCAAUGGGAUGAAAAUUCUCUAUACCACUUCACAAGAAUGUUUGGCAGUCAGGACCCUUGAUCCUCUUGUCAACAUCUCCAGUCUGAUAAUGAGGAAGUGUUUUCCUAAAAACCGCCUGCCACUGCCAACAAUUAAAAGUUCUUUCAAUUUCCAAUUGCCAGUUAUUCCUAUGAGUGGACCUGUGGCUCAGCUCUAUAGUUUACCUCCUGAAGUGGAUGACGUAGUAGAUGAAAGUGAUGACAAUGAUGAUAUUGACUUAGAGGCUGAAAAUGAAACUGAAAAUGAAGAUGACAUAGAUCAAAAUUUUAAGAAUGAUGAUAUUGAAACAGAUAUUAACAAACUAAAACCCCAGCAAGAGCCAGGACGAACGAUAGAAGACCUUAAAAUGUAUGAACACCUUUUCCCUGAGCUUGUUGAUGAUUUUCAGGACUAUGACUUAAUCUCCAAAGAACCAAAGCCUUUAGUAUUUGAGGGAAAAGGACGUGGUCCAAUUGUUGUGCCUACAGCAGGAGAGGAAGCAGCUGGGAAUUCAGGCAAUUUCAGAAAAGGAGUGGUAAUGAAGGAGAAUGUGUCUCCCCUGGGAGAUGAAGGUGAUAAGAAACCUAGCCUUAUGGAUCUGGCAAAAGAAGAUAUUAAAGAUAAUGACAGAACAUUACAGCAACAGCUAGGUGAUCAAAAUAGAACUAUUUCAUCAGUCCAUGGCUUAAACAAUGAUAUUGUGAAGGCCUUGGACCGAAUUACAUUGCAGAAUAUUCCUUCUCAAACAGCUCCAGGUUUUACUGCAGGAAUGAAGAAGGACUACAGCCUCCCUCUUACCGUGGUUACAUGCUCUAAAGCGUGCCCACACGUGGCUGCUUGUGGGAAUGUUCUGUUUGAGGGAAGAACAGUUCAGCUGGGGAAGCUUUGCUGCACUGGAGUCGAGAUUGAGGAUGAUGAAGAUACUGAGUUUGCUUCUUCAAUGGAACAAGUAUCAGUUGAAGUUGCUGAUGGACCAACACUGCAUGACUCAGACCUCUACAUUGAGAUUGUGAAAAAUACAAAGUCUGUCCCAGAAUAUUCAGAGGUGGCUUAUCCUGAUUAUUUUGGUCACAUUCCACCUCCAUUCAAGGAGCCUAUUUUAGAAAGGCCUUAUGGUGUACAAAGGACAAAAAUUGCCCAAGAUAUUGAGAGGCUGAUACAUCAGAGUGAUAUCAUAGAUCGAGUGGUGUAUGACUUAGAUAACCCAAAUUUCAUUGUUCCAGAAGAAGUAGAUAUUUUGAAGUUUAACUCCAAAUUUGAAUCUGGGAAUCUGCGCAAAGUAAUUCAAAUGAGAAAAAAUGAAUAUGAUCUUAUUCUGAACUCGGAUAUAAAUAGUAACCAUUAUCAUCAGUGGUUUUACUUUGAAGUCAGUGGAAUGCGUCCAGGGGUUGCUUACAGGUUUAACAUCAUUAACUGUGAAAAGUCCAACAGUCAGUUUAAUUAUGGUAUGCAACCACUCAUGUAUUCAGUUCAGGAAGCAUUAAAUGCCAGACCAUGGUGGACUCGUGUGGGGACGGACAUUUGUUACUAUAAAAAUCACUUCUCAAGAAGUUCAAUUGCUGCAGGUGGACAAAAGGGAAAAUCCUACUAUACAAUUACAUUCACUAUCAAUUUCCCACAUAAAGAUGAUGUUUGCUACUUUGCUUAUCACUAUCCAUAUACGUACUCAACUUUACAGAUGCAUCUUCAAAAAUUGGAAUCAGCGCACAACCCUCAGCAAAUCUAUUUUCGAAGAGAUGUGUUAUGUGAAACCCUGUCUGGAAACAGCUGUCCCCUGGUGACUAUAACAGCAAUGCCAGAGUCUAAUUAUUAUGAACAUAUCUGUCAAUUCAGAAACCGCCCUUACGUUUUCUUAUCUGCUCGGGUACAUCCUGGAGAAACUAAUGCAAGUUGGGUAAUGAAAGGAACAUUGGAAUAUCUCAUGAGUAAUAGCCCUACUGCUCAGAGCUUACGAGAAUGCUAUAUUUUUAAAAUUGUCCCUAUGCUAAAUCCAGAUGGUGUCAUCAAUGGAAAUCACCGCUGUUCUUUAAGUGGAGAGGAUUUGAAUAGACAAUGGCAGAGUCCAAAUCCAGAUUUGCAUCCUACAAUUUACCAUGCAAAGGGGCUGCUACAGUACCUGGCUGCCGUGAAGCGCCUACCACUGGUUUAUUGUGAUUAUCAUGGCCACUCCCGAAAGAAGAAUGUAUUUAUGUAUGGCUGCAGCAUCAAGGAGACAGUGUGGCAUACCAAUAAUAAUGCAAGUUCCUGUGAUGUUGUGGAAGAUGUUGGAUACAGGACUUUGCCUAAGAUACUGAGCCAUAUUGCCCCAGCGUUUUGCAUGAGUAGCUGUAGCUUCGUAGUGGAAAAAUCUAAAGAAUCCACAGCACGUGUUGUAGUUUGGAGGGAGAUAGGAGUACAAAGAAGCUAUACCAUGGAGAGUACUUUGUGUGGCUGUGAUCAGGGAAAAUAUAAGGGCUUACAGAUUGGUACACGAGAAUUGGAAGAGAUGGGAGCAAAAUUUUGUCUUGGUCUGUUGCGUUUGAAAAGACUGACAUCCCCAUUGGAAUAUAGUCUGCCUUCCAGCCUGCUUGACUUUGAAAAUGACUUGAUUGAAUCAAGCUGCAAAGUAACUAGCCCUACCACUUAUGUUUUGGAUGAAGAUGAACCUCGAUUCCUCGAAGAAGUUGAUUACAGUGCCGAGAGUAAUGAUGAAUUAGAUAUUGAAUUAGCUGAAAAUGCAGAUUAUGAAACUUCUACUCAAGAAGAAGUACUUUCUGAUUCUGAUUCAUCCAGAACAUUUCUACCGUGAUCCCUCUUCCGUCUCUUGUAAAUGCAAAGAAGAAAUGAACUAUCUUGAUUUUUAUUACAUGAGAAGUUUGGAAGAAAUGAGUUUAUAGAGAGAGCUGACUCAUAUAGAUAAAAAGAAACUUGGGCCUGUUUGGUUUCAAGACAAUAAAUAUGUUAUUAAUUCAUGAUAAAAUUGGCACUUGUUUUAUUUUAGCUAUUCAAUGCACUUUAUAUAUAGCAUUGAAUCAUCAAGUAUUGGAUUUACGAUUUUAAAGGAAAACCUGAGUAUCAUUGCAUGAAUUUUUAUCUCCUUAUGGUGAUAUCUUGCAUCAGAUGGAUAAUUCUGAAGUGUGUGAGAAUAUAAAAUCUAAAUUCUAGAGUUGAGAAUCCUGAACUUUUGAGAACUAAUAUAUAUGUACAUGGAUGUCUAUAGAUGUGUCUGUGUAGGGAGGGUGGGUAGAUAUUGAAGAUAAGACUGUUCUUCUGAAUCAUGUUAAUUGUUGAGCUGUGAUUGAAUAAUCCAGAGUUUGCCUUGGAAACCAUUACAUUCUACAUUUACCAAAUUAAACAAAUAAAAUCAAUAUUAAAUAUUGCA